Cryptomeria japonica (Japanese cedar) is the source of this 2599-nucleotide messenger RNA. RefSeq names its product phenylalanine ammonia-lyase. Gene Ontology annotation, molecular function: ammonia-lyase activity. Gene Ontology annotation, biological process: L-phenylalanine catabolic process. Lineage: Eukaryota; Viridiplantae; Streptophyta; Pinopsida; Cupressales; Cupressaceae. The transcript has 3 exons. Bases 166 to 2340 code for a protein of 724 amino acids. Gene Ontology annotation, cellular component: cytoplasm. The record is from RefSeq and is a predicted model, not a curated record.
UUAAGCCAAGUUUUUCUUAAACGCGGACAGUUCUGUGUGCACUGGUACACAAACAAAACCGGCACCGGACCUCUCUGCGCAGCUGCUUAAUCGUCCAAGGAGAACUCCACUCAUCAACCCAAUUCCCCCUUCUCGACGCUCAGCUACUCUUUCAGGGGAUCAAAAAUGGUUGCAGGCGUGGAUCUAUCGGGCAUUCAGAUGAGGAAUGGAAAUGGAGUAAGUAGCCAUGUGAAUUCGAGCGAGCGGUUGUGUGUGGACCUCCAGAAUGGCGGGUCAGUGGACCCCUUGAACUGGGUGAAGGCCGCCAGGGCUUUACAGGGGAGCCACUUUGAGGAAGUGAAAAGAAUGGUGGAGUCCUUCUUCGGAGCCAAGGAGGUGUCCAUUGAAGGGAAAUCGUUGUCUAUUGCUGACGUGGCGGCCGUGGCGAGGAGAGCAGACGUUAAGGUGAAACUAGACGCGGCCACGGCCAAGUCCAGAGUAGAGGAGAGCUCCAACUGGGUGAUGAACAACAUGGUGAAGGGUACCGACACGUAUGGGGUCACCACCGGAUUUGGGGCCACCUCUCAUAGGAGAACCGACCGGGGGGCGGAUCUUCAGAAGGAGCUCAUCCGGUUUCUUAACGCCGGUGUUUUUGGUAAGGAGGAGAACGUUCUCCCCACUGAUACGACCCGCGCCGCCAUGCUUGUCCGUACAAAUACUCUGAUGCAAGGCUUCUCCGGUAUCCGGUGGGAGAUUUUGGCGGCCAUUCAGGACUUUCUGAAUGCAGGGAUCACGCCCAAGAUGCCCCUGAGGGGCUCCAUCACGGCAUCCGGUGACCUUGUUCCUUUGUCUUACAUUGCUGGCCUGGUGACCGGCCGCCCCAAUUCCAGAGCCGUGACCCAGGACGGGAAAGAGCUUACUGCACUUGAGGCUCUUAACCGGAUCGGACUGGAGAAACCGUUUGAACUCCAGCCUAAGGAAGGAUUGGCCAUUGUUAAUGGGACCUCCGUUGGGGCUGCCCUGGCUUCUAUUGUUUGCUUUGAUGCUAAUGUGCUGUGCCUCUUGGCUGAGACCACUUCUGCCAUGUUCUGUGAGGUCAUGCAGGGGAAGCCCGAGUUUACAGACCCGCUGACCCACCGGCUUAAGCACCACCCUGGACAAAUGGAAGCUGCGGCUAUCAUGGAGUAUAUUCUUGAUGGCUCCUCUUACAUGAAAGCUGCUGCUAAGAAGCACGACACCAACCCGCUGCAGAAGCCCAAGCAGGAUAGGUACGCUCUGCGCACAUCCCCACAAUGGCUGGGCCCACAGGUGGAGAGCGUACGGGCAGCGACGCGCAUGAUAGAGCGCGAGAUAAACUCAGUGAACGACAACCCAGUGAUCGACGUAGCCCGCGACAAGGCACUUCACGGCGGCAACUUCCAGGGCACCCCCAUCGGAGUCUCAAUGGACAACCUCCGCUUGGCCAUCUCCGCAAUUGGAAAGCUCAUGUUCGCCCAGUUUUCAGAGCUUGUCAACGACUUCUACAACAACGGCCUCCCUUCCAACCUCAGCGGCGGACCCAACCCCAGCCUAGACUACGGCCUCAAGGGCGCCGAAAUCGCCAUGGCCUCCUACACAUCGGAGCUUCUCUACCUCGCCUCCCCCGUCACUUCCCACGUCCAGAGCGCCGAGCAGCACAACCAGGACGUCAACUCUCUCGGCCUCAUCUCCGCCCGCAAAUCCGCCGAGGCGGUGGACAUCCUGAAGCUGAUGAGCGCCACGUACCUAACGGCUCUCUGCCAGGCCGUGGAUCUCCGCCACCUGGAAGAAAACAUGCUGGCAACCGUCAAAACCGUGGUCUCCACCGUGGCCAAAAAGACGCUCAUGAGCGCCCACAAUGGCGAGCUCCUCGACAGCCGCUUCUGCGAAAAAGAGCUCCUCCAGGUGGUCGAAAGUGUACCGGUUUUCGCUUAUAUCGAUGAUCCAACAAGUCCCCAGUACCCGUUAAUGCAGAAUCUCAGGCAAGUUCUUGUUCGCCGGGCUAUAGAUGACUCGAAUUCUUUCGUUUUCAACAAGAUCCCCGUUUUCGAGAAAGAGCUGAACGAGGCGCUGGAGUCUGAAGUGGCUCGGGUUCGCCAUGAGUUUUACGAAAAGGAAGCCCCCGCCUUGGGAAACAGAAUCCAUGACUGCAGAUCUUAUCCGCUAUAUCAUUUCGUGAGGAAUGAGGUGGGCACCCGUUUGUUGUGCGGUGAAAGGGCUGCUUCCCCUGGUGAGUACAUUGAAAAGGUUUAUGCUGGCAUCUGCGCAGGGAAAGUGAUCGAUCCUUUGAUUAAGUGCUUGGAUGGAUGGAAUGGAACCCCUGGCCCUUUCCCCACAGCUUGAUCAUCAUGUAUACUUACCUAUCUACCUUUACUUGAAUGAGGGAGUAAUAAUGUACUAGGUGACCAUGUUGAAUAAUGUGAGGGGAAUGAAUGGUUCAAUAUGUUUUGAAAUUUUCUAAAUAGGAGACAAAAUUCCCUGCUUUGCCUUCCCCACUUGGGUCUUGGUAAGUGGCUGACCCUCUUGUACAGUUUUGUUUUUGAGUUUGAAAGGUGUGAUUCCAAUGACACGAGAUUCUAAAAAUAAAGUUGGGUUUUUUUCA